Molecule: messenger RNA, 285 nt
Organism: Arvicola amphibius (Eurasian water vole)
Lineage: Eukaryota; Metazoa; Chordata; Mammalia; Rodentia; Cricetidae
Product: eukaryotic translation initiation factor 1-like
Exons: 1
Coding region: 1-285 (94 amino acids)
Biological process (GO): translational initiation
Cellular component (GO): eukaryotic 43S preinitiation complex
Molecular function (GO): ribosomal small subunit binding; RNA binding; translation initiation factor activity
Source: RefSeq, a predicted model, not a curated record
AUGUCUGCUAUUCAGAACCCCCACUCUUUCGACCCCUUUGCUGAUGCAAGUAAGGGUGAUAACCUGCUUCCUGCUGGCACUGAGGGUUAUAUCUAUAUAAGAAUUCGACAGAGAAACGGCAGGACGACCCUUACCACAGUCCAAGGGAUCGCUGAUGAAUAUGAUAAGAAGAAACUAGUGAAGGUGUUUAAGAAGAAAUUUGCCUGCAAUUGUUCUGCAAUUGAGCAUCCAGAAUAUAGAGAAGUAAUUCAGCUACAGGGUGACCAGCACGAGAACAUAUUCUAG